AUGUCAGAUAUCAGUGAUAAAAAAAUUUCAAAAUUACAAUCUUUAGUAGUUGAUUCAGGUCCCUUGAUCAAAGGUGCAAACAUUCGUCCUUUGGCUAAUAAAAUAUAUACAAUUCCGGAAGUGAUAUCAGAAAUUCGUGAUAAACAUUCUCGUGACUUUUUAAAUCAAAUUUUAUAUGAUAUCGAAAUUAAAAUCGUAAAUUUUUCAAAAAAAUCUGGAGAUUUUCCUAGUUUAUCAGCUGUUGAUUUGAGAGUUUUAGCAUUGACUUAUAUGCUUGAAGUUGAAGCCAAUGGAAAAGAACGUUUAAGAAAAGAACCUCUCAAAUCUUUCGCUAGGAAAGGUGGACAAACUGGGCAAGUUAAGAAUAAUGAGAAUAGCGUGGAUAAUGGAAAUAAUGUCAAAAAAAGUGACAACGAUGAUUUACACGAAAAUGAUAAAAUUCAAAACGACAUUGUAUCGAAUAUGGAAAAUCUAACUCUUUCAAAAAAAAAUGCAAAUGAUUAUAAUGAUUCUAAAGAUGACGGCAAGAGUUGUAACAAUGAAAUUCCUGAAACAUUGAUAACAAACGAUGAUAAUAACAAUAUUGAAGUUUCAUCAAAUAAUAAUGAUUUAGAUAUAAAUGAAACUGGAAUUAUAACGUCACAAGAAAAUACUCUUGAAUCUUUAAAUAACGUUUUGUUACAAAUGCGAUUGAAUUUAGUAACUGUCGAAGGAAUAAAGAUUAAUAAAGUAAAGAAUUGGGUUCUUAGGUGUCACGCUUGUUUCAAUUGUGGUAAUGCGACUUUGAUUCGUACCAGUACUAGUACUGAUGAGAACGAACCAAAAGGUGGUCGUCACGCUAAUAAUCUUAUUCUUCGUGAAGAUCAAAAAGAAUAUCAAAAAGCAUUAAAAUUGCAGCGUAAACAAAAAAGGAUAGAUAUAUUUGAUCCGGAUUAUAUUCCUGAAUUGUUUAUCAAAUCUAAUUCACCAUCGUCAUUAAAAUAUAGUGGACCUCCUGUAAUAGGUUAUGGGCGUAGAAAUCCAAAUGAAGCUAGAAGAAAAAGAAAGUGA
Molecule: messenger RNA, 1050 nt
Organism: Diversispora eburnea
Lineage: Eukaryota; Fungi; Glomeromycota; Glomeromycetes; Diversisporales; Diversisporaceae
Source: the annotation of a GenBank genome assembly